Molecule: messenger RNA, 2137 nt
Organism: Eruca vesicaria subsp. sativa (arugula)
Lineage: Eukaryota; Viridiplantae; Streptophyta; Magnoliopsida; Brassicales; Brassicaceae
Source: the annotation of a GenBank genome assembly
CCUAAAUAUACGGCGGCAUUUUUCGUCUAUCUUCUUCACUUUACUCUUUUUUUUUUUGUUAAUCUACGGGAAAGAUCUGAAAUAGCUCCUCCGAUGGAAACGAUGUAGUCAUGGCGUAAAACUUAUGGCCUGAAGUUUAUCAAACAUCCCUUUUUUCUCUACACCAGUCCCACCGAUCAGAAGAAAUAUCAUUAAGAAUCAAAAAGAGCUGUUUUUAAGGAAAGGAAGGAUAUAUAUUCAAAAAACUCCUUUGAAUGGCGUUGUGGAGUUGCGAGAUCGAAGAAAUAGGAUGAAGCGAUCAAGAGGUUAAAUGAUCUCUAUUUCAGAGCAUCUUAUCAUGGAUUCAGAAAUUAGGGCUUUGAUCUUCACAUGAUUUGGUUAUUCCUGAAUGCUCCGGGAAGAAACGGCCAAGCCGCAGAGGCUUUCGUCGCAAUUAUGUGAAAAGUUCGUGCUUCUUCCUUUAAACCUCCACGCCACCACUGGCUACAACCGACUGGACUAUACUCUGUGGUAAUAAGCUCAGAACAAGUUCUUUUAAAUUGGACGAAGAGAUGACCGGGUCCCUAUUUGGACACACAAUGCAAAUCUCUACAAAGAACGAAAAAGGGAAGUGCAACACUUCAUCCCCAGGAAAACACCUUUUUGAACCUAAAAGACUUCAGAACUUUAACGUUCUCUUUAAAGACCGAUCAGAUCUGCACUUCUUUAGAUAAAGAUAAGCCAAGAUCAGCUCGAGUCGAUCGGUUGCGGACCUGAUCUGAUUUUAAAUCUUUCUUUUGUUUCAGGGGAAGAGUUGUGUUUACAGGAACCAUAAAGCAUUGGUGAAGAUGGUGCCAACUAAAAGAGAAGAGUUGAAGUUGUAUAGCGACAAAGGAGUAGUAGAUGAGCUUGGCUCUGCUGAGAAAUUUCUAAAGGCACUUGUGGUAGUACCAUUUGCGUUUCAAAUAGCUGAAGCAAUGCUUUAUACAGAGGAACCUUGCAAGGAGAAGUCAAGCAGGUUAUUCGUGAAGCUUUUAGAAGAUUUCCUUAAGACUAGGAACAAGAUGAAUAUAGGAACCAGAUGUGGUGGUGCAAAAGCCAUCGAAAUUGACACUCUGCUCAAGCUCUCUGAUGAGGGCACAAAUGGGAAGACAACUCAGCUCCACUUUAUCCUGCAAGAGAUAUCAUGUGAUAUUAUAUGUUGAUUGAUUUGAGUUAUAUAGAAACUACAUUUAAUUUUAGAUUCUUUUAUUAGUAAUUUUCAUCUAAUAUAUCAACUGAUUUUUUUUAUCUGAAACGAUUUUUAUUAAGUAUUAUGUGAUUGUAGGUGUAAAUCUAUAAAUUCCAUUUUGUUAAUCAGUUUAGACAUGUUUUAUAAAGAAUACUCCCAUAGUUAAUAUUAAAUUAGUUUGUAUUGUUUAGAAUUUUGUAAUAAUUAUAGAUGAUUUGAGAUUACACUUAGCUCCAAUAUGGAAAGCUUAUGCUAAUACGUUUAUUUUAAUAUGGAUUUUAUCUAAACUAUUAAAACAGGAGUACAAAAAUGAAAGAGUCCCGAUUUUUCCUCAAAAAUUACCAUCACAUGCCAUCAGAAUUAAACACUGUCGUUUAAAUUUAGCUUUGCUAACCUAUUAUUUCACUAGACCAUAAAUUCGUACCUUAUUUCAGGAAUUGUUUAUGGUAGGUACUAUAUUCAUCUACUCCACCUUGGGUUACUCCGAAUCCUUUGCGCAUCUUCCUUCAUGGUGUACACACCUGGCUUUGGGUUAUUGAAUUAAUACUCAGAAAACGUGGAAGAAGAAGAGUUACAGCUCAGGCCAUUGCCAAAACGAAGGCAAAAUGAUGUGAGCGAUGCGAGUUACAGAGCAAAUGAGAUUACAACUAUUGUGAAUGAGAUAGAAGUCAACGACAUCUUGCGACAUAGCAUGUCUUCUCUUCACCAACGCUGGAUCUGAAGAAGCUUUUGUGUGGCAAUGGUAGAGGGAAGCUCGCGUGGUGGUGGAGGUGGAGUCAAACAAGAAGAAGAGAGGCGGAGAAGGAGAGAAGAAAGAGACGGCGUAGACUAGGUUUUAGUUUAUUUUUUUCUUGAAAAUUUUGGUUUAGUUUGGUUUACUUUGAUGUACCAGCCUUAACUUGGUAACCAAAUUUGAUAUAUAAAAUA